UGUCUGCAAAAGCUGAUCUGAGAUCAGCAGCGUUACGUGGCUCUUCCUUUGCCACUAAAGUAAAGGAUAUGUACUUCCGGUAGGCAGUAAGCUACACAGUGGAUCAAAGCGCUUCGUUUAUCCGUAGUUUUCAUAUUUGGAGAUCUAUUUCAGACGUGUUUUGUGGCAGAAGUGUUCAAGUGUUCGAGUCGCGUCACCGUACGCAGGAGGAGGGUCUGCAGUCUGCGCUGGACUGGAAGAGUCAGUCAAGGGCGAAAUAAAACAGACAAAGCGUGACACUUCCCCUUCACAAGAGACAAACAACGUUCGGCAAGAAAGACAAGAGUCUCGGCCUAUUCAUCAUCAUGUUGUUGCGUAAAGUUACUCAAAGUCCUGCGAUCUGCAGCACUGUCUUCCGUCUACAACCAGCUAUCACAGGAGCGCAGCGCCAAACUGGAGCUGUUGUGGCAGUGCAAAAUGGUCGUUUUUACGCGAGCCAGGCUGCAGAGGCUGUUCUGGACAAGAAUGUAGUCGGCAGCGACGCCACAAUGACAGCUGAGAAGCUUGAUAAGAUGGCUAUUGUGGAGUCAAAAUCCUUUGCUGUGAACAUGUUCAAAGGGCAAAUCAGCACUUCUCAGGUGUUCCCCUUCCCCUCAGUGCUCAAUGAAGAGCAGUCACAGUUCCUCAAGGAGUUAGUUGGGCCAUGCAGUAAGUUUUUUGAGGAAGUGAAUGACCCCAUGAAGAAUGAUGCUCUGGAGAAGGUGGAGGAACACACAAUGGAAGGCCUGAAGGAGAUGGGAGCUUUUGGUCUUCAGGUGCCUGCAGAUCUUGGUGGCGUGGGCCUCACCAACACACAGUACGCCAGGCUGGUGGAGAUUGUUGGGAUGCAUGAUCUGGGUGUGGGCAUCACUCUUGGUGCCCAUCAGUCCAUUGGCUUCAAAGGCAUCCUGCUUUUUGGUAACCCUCAGCAGAAAGAGAAGUACCUUCCAAAGCUGGCCACUGGAGAGCACAUUGCUGCCUUCUGUCUUACUGAACCUGCGAGUGGUUCUGAUGCAGCCUCCAUUAAAACCAAUGCAGUUCGUUCCCCCUGCGGACAGUACUACACCCUGAAUGGAAGCAAGAUCUGGAUCAGUAAUGGAGGCAUUGCUGAGAUCUUCACUGUGUUUGCAAAGACGCCCAUGAAGGAUGAGAAGACUGGAGAGAUGAAGGACAAAAUUACAGCGUUCAUUGUGGAGAGGAGCUUCGGAGGAGUCACACAUGGUCCACCUGAGAAAAAGAUGGGCAUUAAAGCAUCCAACACGGCAGAAGUGUAUUUUGAGAACGUGCGUGUCCCUGCGGAGUGUGUGCUGGGAGAGGUUGGAGGUGGAUUCAAAGUGGCCAUGAACAUCCUCAACAAUGGCCGCUUCGGCAUGGCCGCCGCACUCUCUGGCACCAUGAAGGGUGUCAUCUCCAAAGCGGUGGACCAUGCUGCUAACCGGACUCAGUUUGGCAACAAGAUCCACAACUAUGGUGCCAUUCAGGAAAAGAUGGCCAGAAUGGCAAUGCUUCAGUAUGUGACAGAGUCCAUGGCUUACAUGGUUAGUGGGAAUAUGGACAGCGGAGCCAAAGAGUUCCAGAUUGAGGCGGCCAUUAGUAAAAUCUUUGCUUCUGAAGCAGCUUGGUUGGUGACGGAUGAAUGCAUUCAGAUUAUGGGUGGAAUGGGAUUCAUGAAGGACGCUGGUGUGGAAAGAGUAUUGAGGGACCUGCGAAUCUUCAGAAUCUUUGAGGGUACCAAUGACAUCCUGCGACUGUUCGUAGCGCUCAACGGCUUCCAGAAUGCAGGCAAUCAGCUAAAGAGCUUGCAGAAAGCUCUAAAGAACCCUUUCGGUAAUGCUGGGAUGUUGGCGAGUGAAAUCACAAAGCGAGCCAAGAGGAAGGCAGGCUUGGGGACAGGACUGACGCUGCAGGGAACGGUCCAUCCAGAGCUUAACCACAGUGGAGAAUUGACUGUUAAAGCCAUCGAGCAGUUUGGAGCUGUUAUUGAAGAGCUUCUCUUGAAACAUGGAAAGAGAAUCAUUGAUGAACAGUUUGUUCUGAAGAGAGUUGCAGACUGUGCCAUUGAUCUGUACGCCAUGGUUGUGGUCUUGUCCAGAGCAUCCAGGUCUCUCAGCCAAGCUCACCCUUCUGCACAGCAUGAGAAGAUGCUGUGUGAAACCUGGGUUACUGAGGCCCAUGAGAGAGUCAUGCAGGACAUCAAGUUCCUCAGGUCAGGGACCUCCAAGCAGAUCUUCAAGAACUUGCGUGCCAUUUCUGCUGCUGUGGUAGAAAACGGAGGGGUGGUAUCUCCUCAUCCUCUGGGCUUUUAAAGCUCUGCUCUUCCUCCUGUUACCUGACCAUCUCUUCUCAAACCAGUCAGUCACACCUGCCCAUAUCUCUUAACUCAGACUGUUCAGUGCUGCAAUCCAUUAUAAGUGGAGUCUGUCACAUUGUGUACUUUGACCACAGGAGUGCUUUAAUAUUUCAUAAUUAAGUAUGUAAAUGAAUGAAUGGGACUUGCAGAUUUAGGUGUACAUUAAAGGAUUGGAUUUGUGUUUAUGAAUUUAGUACUUUUUGUAUAUGUAAAAAAAGAAAUUUAGAAAAGGGUUGAUUAAAAUGAACCAAUGGUGAAACCUAGUCUGCUUCGAAGAGUGUUAAAAGCUCUGACUGAAGUACUUUAGACUUGUCAACAAACCUCAGUCCAAUAUCCGGUCCAGCUGCUAGCAUUUUGCAAAUGUUUUCAAUUUGUCAUUGUUGAAAAACAUUUUUAUUUAGCGGUUUUACAUUGAACCUCAACUUUAGCUGUUCCCAUGGUUGUUAUGUGAAGUGUCUUACCCAGAAGUUUGUUCUCAUAACUAUAAUAUAAAGUCUUUUGAGUCUCAUAUCAUUAA
This is a messenger RNA of Cyprinus carpio (common carp), 2885 nucleotides long. Its product is annotated as very long-chain acyl-CoA dehydrogenase, mitochondrial-like. Lineage: Eukaryota; Metazoa; Chordata; Actinopteri; Cypriniformes; Cyprinidae. Gene Ontology annotation, molecular function: fatty-acyl-CoA binding; very-long-chain fatty acyl-CoA dehydrogenase activity; flavin adenine dinucleotide binding. The record is from RefSeq and is a predicted model, not a curated record.